This is a messenger RNA of Aspergillus welwitschiae, 384 nucleotides long. RefSeq lists its product as uncharacterized. Lineage: Eukaryota; Fungi; Ascomycota; Eurotiomycetes; Eurotiales; Aspergillaceae. The coding region runs from base 113 to 286 and encodes 57 amino acids. Gene Ontology annotation, biological process: regulation of mRNA processing; spliceosomal complex assembly. The transcript has a single exon. The record is from RefSeq and is a predicted model, not a curated record.
CACGAUUUUGGCGUCAAAUCAUCAGAUUCAAUCUAUACUUCGUGUUCAUCCUGGAUGUUUCCGAGAAAAGUCUAUCUAUAUCCCUUAACUCACUUCCUGGGUACGACAUAAAAUGCGCCGCUUCGAAAGAAUCUACGAUGUGGUAGAGCCUGUUGAAGAGUAUCGUCAUGGGGGGUAUCAUCCUGUGCACCUUCACGAUGUAUUUUACCAACGCUACAAAAUCAUUGGGAAGCUAGCUUUUGGCCAAUACUCAACGGUAUGGCUCGCAAAGGAUCAAAAGCUGUGAGUACAUUCUUGCGAACCAUGACAUCGAAAAUAAAAGUAACAGGCUGGUAAUACCUCGAAGAGGUUCGCAACAAGUCGUAUUGAAGAUACUAAAGGCAG